AUGCACAAAUGGGAAUUCGUGAAUGAACACUUCAAGCGAGGGCAGAAGGAGCUUCUCUCGGAGAUCAAACGCCUUAAGACCGUGCCUCAAUCGUCGACACAUCCCCCAGAUGCUGGAAAACCUGGUGCUGACGAAAACUCUCUGUCAAACCCCGGUGGCGACGACACGGGCUCAACCUCAACCUCGUCCUCCAGUUUCAAGUACCAGGGAUCGGUGGAAACAAACACAACACCUUCUCACCAGUUAUCAAGCGAGAACAAGAAACUGAAGAAGGAUAACGAAACGCUGAGUUGCGAGCUGGCACGUGCGAGGGGUGAGUGGCAGAAAAUGGAAAAUCCUAAUUUGCGAAUGGCAAUGGGCAUUAAACCUGAUCAGAAAGGUGUGCGCAUUAGAAGAAUUGAUCCUACUGCUCCAGAAUCUAAGGUUUUGAAGUCAUCAGAUGUUAUCCAUAGUUUUGAUGGGUUGAUAUUGCCAAUGAUGGAACAGGUGUACUUUGUUUAG
This is a messenger RNA of Glycine soja, 501 nucleotides long. Its product is annotated as heat shock factor protein HSF24-like. The record is from RefSeq and is a predicted model, not a curated record. Gene Ontology annotation, biological process: proteolysis. Bases 1 to 501 code for a protein of 166 amino acids. Gene Ontology annotation, molecular function: serine-type endopeptidase activity. The transcript is spliced from 3 exons. Lineage: Eukaryota; Viridiplantae; Streptophyta; Magnoliopsida; Fabales; Fabaceae.